Molecule: messenger RNA, 1220 nt
Organism: Ilyonectria robusta
Lineage: Eukaryota; Fungi; Ascomycota; Sordariomycetes; Hypocreales; Nectriaceae
Product: NADPH2:quinone reductase
Exons: 1
Coding region: 151-1134 (327 amino acids)
Biological process (GO): cellular response to oxidative stress
Cellular component (GO): cytoplasm
Molecular function (GO): zinc ion binding; quinone reductase (NADPH) activity
Source: RefSeq, a predicted model, not a curated record
CGUCGUUACUUGAACGCAUUACAGAGCUAUCCAUAAUAAAUUCACACACAUUGUGGCCGAGCAAAGCAAUUUUACCUUCGAAUCUCCCAAAAGAAUCACACGUCACUUCCAUUCUCUCAAUUCGCGAUCAGCCCAUCUCAGAUCUCAACUAUGAAAGCCGUUAUUCUCAAAGCACCUGGCUCGGCCGGGAACAUGAUCUAUGACCAGGACGCUCCCAAACCAGAGCUUUCGGAAGGGGAGGUUCUCGUAAAGAACCACUUUAUCGGUGUCAAUUACGUCGAUGUUUACUUGAGAACGGGUUUCUACCCAUCACCUUCCGGCUAUCCACUUAUUAUUGGAAAUGAAGCCGCGGGAGAGAUUGCGGAAAUCUGUGGUGAUAACCCAGCCGGCCUGAAGAUUGGAGACAAGGUGGUGUGGAUCGGGCAGGGAGGGUACGCAGAGUAUACCGCCAUGCCUGCGCAUUUGGCUAUCAAGAUUCCGGACGGAGUCUCGUCGCAAGAAGCCGUUGGUGGUUUCCUCGCUGGCAUGACAGCAUUGAGUCUUUUAGAGGAGGCCUAUCCCGUCAAAAGCGGACAGACUGUCUUGAUCCAUGCUGCUGCGGGCGGCCUCGGUUCAAUCAUGUGCCAGAUUCUCCGCAAUAUCGGGGCCAUCACAAUCGCCACAGCCGGAGGCCCAGAUAAGUGCCGCUUGGCCUUGGAGAAUGGAGCCAACCACGUUGUUGACUAUACAUCCACCUCAGGUCCAUCCUGGGUUGACCAAGUCGAGGACCUCACAGACGGGAGCGGAGUCGACGUGGUCUAUGACCUUGUGGGCCAGAACACUUGGGAGGGAAGCCUCGAGGCGGUCAAGCGAAAGGGCAAGGUUGUUUUUGUUGGAUCCGCAAGCGGCCCAGUCCCGCCAAUUGAUCCAAACAUGUUGACGCCAAAGAAUAUCUCCAUCAUGAAGCCGACGCUCGGGGCAUUUAUCACAACGCCAGAGGAGAUGCGACAUUAUGCUAUGGGCAUCUUGGGUAUGAUCCGCCAAGGAACGGUGAAGAUCAACAUUACCAAGAUAUAUGAUCUUUCAGAGGUCAAGAGAGCCCAUUGUGACCUCGAGGGCCGACGAACGACUGGGAAGAUCUUGAUGAAGCUGUAGAUCAAGAGCUGUGAGCUCAGCUUGCGCAGGAGAACAUGCGUCUCUGAUGGGCACAGGAAAAUGCAUACAUCCCCACAAUCCGAUUG